AUGGGGCAGGCGCAGAGCGUCAAGCUUCAAGAACUCGAGAACGGUGCCAGCGGCGGCGGCCUCGGGGCUAAGCUGCGGGCGGCGCGGCGCCGCCACAUCGCAGAGCAGCAGCAGCUGCAACCCGCCAACGGCUCGGCGAACGGCGCCGCCGACAGCGCCACCGACGACGGCGCCGCGCUGCCGCCCCUCGGCGCCGCGGCGGCGCCCGGCGCGCCGUUCCGGCCGGAUCUUUCGGGCCCGCCCGUCCCGGGCUGCGACGAGCAGCGGCUGGCAUAUGUCGAGUCCCUUGACCUGUUGGAUUCGCCGCCGGCGCCGGAGCUGGAAAACAUCCUAUCCCUCAUCAGCGGCAUCUUCGGGACGCAGGCCGCGCUCAUCGCGCUGUUCGGGGACAAGCGCAUCUGGGUCAUGGCGGGGCGCAACUUUGCGGUCGGCGAUUUCCCAUGGCGCCACAGCUUCUGCGGGUGGUCUAUGGCCUCAGAGACCACAACAGUCAUGGUCGUGCCCGACGCCCACGCCGACGCCAGGUUUACUAACCACCCUUACGUGAAGUCUGGCAGGGUCGGCUUCUACGCAGGCACCCCACUCGUGGCCUCCAACGGCCACCGCCUGGGGACACUCUGCUGCGCCGACCCCACGCCGCGGGCCUUCGACGACCACCAGUGCCAGGUGCUGUCGAACUUCGGCGCCGUGGUGGCUCAGGAGUUGGAGAAGAGCGCGCGCAUGGCCGCCUCCACAAAGCGCCUGUCCGCGUCUGCGCGGCGCGCGCUGGCGGACAGCCUGGACCAGGACGUGGCGUGCGCGCUGUGCGUCACGGCGUGCCCCAAGCGGGGGCUGUCCAUCUCGCACGCCAACUCAGCGAUUGGGGACCUGUCAGGCGUCCCGCCUCUUGAGCUCCUGGGCCUGUCCCUCUGGAGCCUCUUCACCCCCGCCGGCCCCGACGCGCCGCCCGACGCCGCAGCCGCCAUCCUGCGCGACGCCGAGGCCGCGGCGCGCGAGGGCAAGGCGUUCGCGUUGCGCGGGGCGCGGCUGAUCGGACGCACCGCCGACGCUUUCGAUCUGUUCUUCAGGCCCGUCGGCGCGAGCAGCAUGGGGGGCGUGCGCGAUGUGGCGGUGCCGGCCUUCCUGCCGGAUGCCCCCGAGAACGCCGCCCCAGACGACACCUUUUUCGUGACCGUUGCGCCCUCCGCCGGCGCCUUCGCCCCCGCCGCGCGCCACGCGUCCGACGGCCGCAGCGUCGAUAGCUUCGGGAGCACGGUCAACGGCGGUCAAGAUCACCACCACGCGCGGGAGUGGCGCGGGUCGGACUGCGGGGACGGGGGCAGCGCGUGCGGCAGCCUGUCUGUGAUUGACGGCCGCGACAGGUGCCCCAUCGAGGGGCUCAAGGUUGGCGCCUCCCUGGCCUCUGGCUCCUACGGAAGGGUGUACAAGGGCAAGUACUUUGGGUCCAGGGUGGCCGUCAAGGUCCUGGAGGCGGACGCGGUGCUGCGCAGGGACCCCGUGACUGGCGCCACCCUGGAGGCUGUGCUGUCGAAGGCCCUCAGCCACCCCAACAUCGUCUCCACCCUCGCAUGGCGCAUUGUCCACGGGGAGGCCCGCCUGCCCAAGCCGGCCGCCAACCUCAUGGGCGAGUCCCUCAGCAUCCCGCCCCGCAAGGGCAGCACCGCCGGCAGCGCCGACUCCCGCAGGACCGGCCCCGCCAGCAGCUGCCGGGAAGCUGCCGCCAGCGGCGCUCCCAACGGCGCCGCCAACGGCACCAACGGGCACGCGGCGGCGGCGUCUGAUGCGGGAGGGGUGGAGGCGCUGGCGUCGAGCCUGGCGGAUUACGAGUUGGUGGACGGCCCCGACGCGGGCCUGCGGGGCAGGGACUCUGGGCGGCUCUCGCUGGACAGCAAUGCCAGCGCCAUGACGGCGUGGGAGCGCGACAGGCUGGAGGGACAGACCUGGAUAGUGCUGGAAUACUGCGACAAGGGCUGCCUGCAGGACGCGGUCGACCGCGGGUGGCUGCGCAGUGGCCGCUCCUAUGCCAACGCCGAGCCCGACCUGCUGGCCGUGCUCAUCACCGCCCGCGAGAUCGCGUCCGCCAUGCUGUACCUCCACUCUGUGGGCGUGGUGCAUGGGGACCUGUCGGCUUACAACGUGCUGCUCACCAGCGCCAGCCCAGACGCGGCCCUGGCGGCGCGCGGCUUCACGGCCAAGGUCUCAGACUUUGGUCUGGCGCGCGUCAUGGACCAAGGCAGCCGCAUCGAGACGGCCACCUACGGCACCCUGACACACAUGGCUCCUGAGGUGCUGGAGCAUGGCAUUGUGUCAAAGGCGGCCGACGUCUACUCCUUCGGGGUGCUGCUCUGGCAGAUGUGCGUCGGCAGCCGCCCCUGGGCCGGCAUGAGCCACGCCGCCGUCGUCCGCGCGGUGGUCCAGGAGCGCCGCUCCCUCGAGCUCGGGUCGGAGACGCCUGAGGGCGUCGCCCUGCUGGCGGGUGCCUGCAUGGCGCGCGACCCCAACGAGAGGCCGUCCUUCAGGGAGGUGCUGGAAGUCCUGGAGCCACUGGGGGAAAUGCUGGAGGAGGCGCUGGCAGGGGCUGAGGGCGCCUUCGCCGGCGGGGACGGCGACGCCUGA
Messenger RNA from Monoraphidium neglectum, 2616 nucleotides. RefSeq names its product Mitogen-activated protein kinase kinase kinase. The record is from RefSeq and is a predicted model, not a curated record. The transcript has 18 exons. Gene Ontology annotation, biological process: protein phosphorylation. The coding region runs from base 1 to 2616 and encodes 871 amino acids. Gene Ontology annotation, molecular function: protein kinase activity; ATP binding; protein binding. Lineage: Eukaryota; Viridiplantae; Chlorophyta; Chlorophyceae; Sphaeropleales; Selenastraceae.